UUCGCGCCGGAACGCGAAGACUCGGCCGGGAAAGCAACAACCUCAUUCAGAGUCUACAGCAAAGAGGCAUCCUUCAUAGUAGGCGCAGCUGGUGUCAAGGAGGUUUGAUUAAGAAUGACUGUGGGCGCUUGCGUGGCUGGCACGCGUGGAGCCGAGAGCAUGUCACGCGGCAGCAAGGGUCCUCGUGCACGGCGCGAGUCACGUGGCUUGCAUGGCUCAAAGUCGGCAUUUGCGGCGAUGGCGGCGGCAAUGGCGCUGAUGGUGGCGCUGGCUACGGCGGUGGUCGGAGAGGUGGCUGUCGUUGCCGAGCGGACCAACUGCGUGGAGCUCAACGGGGCCAAUGAGUUUCGACUCUUCUACUCGACGACGCAGAGCAACUCGACGACUGUGGCGCUGCGGAUAGAGGCGCCUGUGAGCGCGGGAUGGAUCGGACUGGCUCGAAUGGCGGGGCCGGGCUCGUCGAUGCAGGGCGGGGACUACGCGUUUGCGUUUGUCACCGACGGCGACGAGCCGUUUCUGCUGCAGGGCUACCGGACCAAGGCGGGAUCAGGCGUCAUCUCUGUGAAUGCAGCGAACGAGACCGAUUUGGGCUCUCCGGUGGUCGAGCGGGUGAACGGCAAGCUGGUGGCGUCGUGGAUCAAGCCGCUCGACACGCCCGGUCCAAACGGAGUGGCGUGGGGGGUGGAGUGAAUCCGCUCGGCUUUGCGCUUGAGCGCGGGACCAAUCCGACGGUGGCAGGUCCUGCAGGCAACCUCUUCCACAAUGUGGCGUACGGACACGUGACGGUGGACUUUUCUGCGGUGUCAACAUGCACGCCGCCGCCGCCGGCACCGCCGCCGGCACCGCCAUCGCCACCAAGUCCACUCAUCAACCUAGACGGCGCGCACCGGUUUGUUGACGGCGAGUUUAGCAUGGAGUUCAAGGUCGACAGCGAGGCAGAGCGAGUCUCGAUUGCCCUAUCGUCGCCACAUGCGAGCGGAUGGGUUGGCCUCUGCUUUACCACGUCGCCCGGGCGGAUGGGCCCAGGCCAUGCGUUUGUGGGCUACGCUUCGGCUCGGUAUUCCCCCGGCUUUGUGGUCUCGCAGCGACUUAAUCCUGCAGUACAUCAGAUGCCGCAGCCAUCGCAGACGCAGUCUGUGCUGGCAACGGCGGGCGCCGUGGUGGACGGGCGGCUGACGAUCUCGUUUUCACGGUCGAUAGCCGCGUCGGGCCCAGGUGACGUGACGCUGCGGAACGAACCGAUGGCUGUGGUAUGGGCAUACUCUGUACAGACGCCCGACGAUGGUGAUGCGACGCUGGAAUCGCCGUUUGCGCAGCAUGGGCGGAGUGAGCACUCGACGUCGGACAUCCGGGUGAACUUUUUCACCGGCGAGGUGACGCGCGACGAUCUCCGUGAGCGGGUCAUCACCGCGCACGCGUGGCUCAUGCUCAUUGCUUGGUUUGUCCUUGUCCCCAUGGCCAUUCUCAUUGCGCGUUACGCCAAAGAUGCACUUGGUGCCAACUGGUUCCGGGCGCACAUGGCGCUCAAUCUGGUGGCGGUGGCUGCGACCGGUGCCGCCUUUGGCAUGGCCGUCUGGUACUCGGUCGAAGACUUUGACGGCGCUCACAAGGUGCACAAGAUCAUCGGCCUUAUCAUCCUUCUCGCCACCUUUGUCGAACCAAUUCUGGGUGAGGUGGCCAAUGUGAUGUGGAGCCCGGACCGUGAGGCUACUCCGUGGUUCCCGGAUCGCAUCCACUGGUGGUUUGGCCGCGCCCUCGUCCUUCUUGCCCUCGUCAACUGCUUCCUCGGAAUGGACUCCAAGGAGUGGGGCAUGCCUGCCUUUGUGGUUGGGGGAGUUGUUGUCGGCGUCAUUGCCCUCACCUUUGCCGCGCUUGAGGCCACGGUCGGCAAGAUCGUGCACGGCAAGAUGCGCGCCGAGGAGCAGCUUCUAGUGCCUGCUGAUGGGAGCGGCGGUGGCCAUCGACAGCAAUAUGGCGAGUGACGACCAUCAUUGAAUGCUUCCGCCACACGUUGGCGAGUGUG
This is a messenger RNA of Thecamonas trahens ATCC 50062, 2023 nucleotides long. RefSeq lists its product as uncharacterized. The record is from RefSeq and is a predicted model, not a curated record. Bases 423 to 1982 code for a protein of 519 amino acids. Lineage: Eukaryota; Apusomonadida; Apusomonadidae. The transcript has a single exon.